CAAAACUCAAAUUGACUACAAAAUAGAACAAUUUCGAAUCGAAAUACGAAUUACUCAUUAAAGCAUAAUGUUUACACAGUUAAAUAUUUAGGGAUCUCAAUUCUCAAUAACGUUGAACAAUUCAGUGUUCAGGAAAAAUGUGCCCAAUAACGAACAUAAAAGCUUUAAGAAACGCAAAUUGUGCAUAGCACAUCAAAUCCAUCAAAUAUACAAUGGAGGUUCGAUCUUCCUACUAAAAAUUUUCUUUUAAUCAAGUCAUUUUUAUUAAGUUGACGAUGACCAUUUGUCCAUUUCCAUAAAAAUUGAAAAAGAAAAAGACAAAUGCACAAUACUAAAAUAGUGAGAUUCCAGCUGACGGGGGACCUAGCUGUUGCCAAAAGAGAAAAGACGAACUACGAAAACGAACUGCUGAAUUUUAAAAAUCAACCUUGGCGGGAAAUAUUUUCGUGAUAGUUUUCAAUGUGAAUAGCAGAUGGCGAGACCACUUUUGGUAAACAAACUAGCAGAAGACGACGCUUCGUUCACUAAUCAUUAGUACUUCACAUUUCUUGUUAGGACUGACGAUAGUGUUAAGUGUGGUGAUAAGUAUAACAGAAUAUCUACCUUAGCUCAGAAUCUACUUUAGCUUUAAUGAACUCUGCAUAAUACUGCAAACCUUGAUUAGCCAUUCUAAUGUCAGCAGAAAUUUCUGAAACCAAAAGUUGGACAGAUGACCUACCCGUUUGCUUCUACACAGGUGUGGGGUUAUCAACAAAUCAGAUCUAUAAAGAAGAUGGCUAUAGAAGAGAGGCCUGUGAAUGUGAAGAUAGAAGUUUCCACUUCAAAAUUGAUGAUCACACAUUCCUGUAUGGAGUAUUCAAUGGGAAAGAUGGAUCUUCUGUUGCAGAUUUUGCAGCACAGCGCAUGCCUGCAGAAAUCCUUCUUGGGCAGCUCAAUGAUAAAACCAGCCCAGAAGCUGUGAAAGAAGUUUUAAAUGAAGCUUUCCUAGCAGUAGAGCGCAGCUAUUUCGAAUCAAUUGAUGACUUACUGGCUGAGAGAGCAAAUCUUUUAUGUGAAUUACCUGAAGGAAUCAAAUCAUAUGAUGCAUACCAACAAUUUCCGGAUAUUGUGAAUCGACUAAGAGCUGCUAAUGUUCGGUUGUCUGCUAGUGCCUCAGCUGCAGUUGCGUUAAUCUUUAAUGGUCACUUGUAUGUCGCUAAUGUUGGAGACUGCCGAGCUUUAUUAUGUAAAAUAGACGCAGAAGGAGUUUUGAGAGUAAUGCAACUAACGGUAGAUCAUGACUUGACCAACGAUGACGAAGUGCUCCGUCUGUCGCAUAUGGGACUUGAAGUGGAAAAACUUCAAAAUUUGCCGGGAAAAGGAAGUCAUUUAACGACUCGUUGCUUGGGAAAUUAUACUGUUAAAGGAGGCUACAAAGAUUUCGAUCUCUUCAGUGCAGCUAAAGCGGAACCUGUUAUUGCUGAUGCUGAAAUCAUAGGACCUAUUAACCUGGAUGAGUCUUGCAGGUUUUUACUGUUAACGACUCAAGGAUUGUACGGAGCGUUAGAAGAAGCGACAAAUAGCGAACAGGCUAACAAAGAAAUUGCUCAGAUUGUUGUGGAACAAUUUGGAUCCCAAAGCACUAUAACGGGUGUAGCUCAAGGUGUUGUCGAUCGAAUCGCACGUAUUCAUCACGAUCAUUAUAUGGAAGACCCAAAUCAUGUCACUUGCUGUCAACGAGAUGACAUAACAUUACUGAUUCGAAAUUUCAACUUUCAACUGUCUGCUCCACUGAGUGCAAGUAGCACACUACGUAGUUAUAAUACUUCCCUCAAUGCAUACAGCAAUGAUUCCUCAACGAUGGGAUUGAAAUUUGACACUCAGCUAAACACACUGUCUUCUACAGUUGGCAAUAGUAUUAGUGAAACACUUACUGAGGCUUCUAUUACAUCUUCAACAGAGAGUUCAGAGCAAAUCAAGUCAAAUCAAUCUCAGAAUAUGCUCCUUGAUGAAGAUGGGAGGAUUGGUCCCUACGUGGAUUUCACCAGCUUUUAUCAAGCUGUCAGAAAAGCAAAAGAUGAAGGCACGAUUCCUGAGGAUGCGAUAUACUAAUUUAUAAGUGUUUGGCUUAUAAUACUGAUAUGUACAGGCGAAAUUAACCCAAUAAAAUUAAGUUCAGAUUUA
Daphnia pulicaria is the source of this 2163-nucleotide messenger RNA. RefSeq names its product TGF-beta-activated kinase 1 and MAP3K7-binding protein 1-like. The record is from RefSeq and is a predicted model, not a curated record. Gene Ontology annotation, molecular function: protein serine/threonine phosphatase activity. Lineage: Eukaryota; Metazoa; Arthropoda; Branchiopoda; Diplostraca; Daphniidae. Bases 673 to 2091 code for a protein of 472 amino acids. Gene Ontology annotation, biological process: protein dephosphorylation. The transcript is spliced from 7 exons.